AUGUCGAAUUCGACAGUAAAUAGAUACGCUAGCAGCGAAAAAAUUGCCAUGUGCGCCAUUUACAACGUUUUGUUUGUUUUAAUCAUCUUCAGUUGUGCCACGGUUAUCGUCACUAUUGUCACUCAACCGAUUCUUCGUAAAGCUUUCAACUAUUACGUCCUUUCUCUUUGUUUCUCAGAUAUCUUGGCUUCUUCGGUGAUAGUCCCCAUAAAUACUUUGAUCUUGUUAGAAAAACUGUCCAAGACACACUUAUGCUUGAUUUCUCAAUUAAGCUUUCUUUUGGAAGUGGCACUGUUUAACAGCAUCUAUUCCGUUGUAGCCAUUGCCAUGGAUAGACACAGAGCCAUCGUUCGUCCUCUCAAUCUUCGGCAGGGACGUCCUUUCUUAUGUGUUUUUUUCAUUUGGUGUUCCGGUCUACUUUAUGUCCUCCCCAGAUUCGUGGUCGUUCGUAAGAUGAGCUCAUGUAAAUUGAAUGAUAGAGAAGAAUUGGUUUUCAACGUGAUGGAUUUGAUAGUGGCUUAUAUUGUUCCUGUGAUGAUUGUCACCGAUCUAUACCGUCGCGCUAUAAAAGUUUUGAAGGAGUCCCAAGAUACUACACCGAAUAUGAUUGCGCAUCGGAGAAAACGUCGAGCUAUAAGAAUGAUUGUUGUGAUAUCUUCGAUUUUUGCUGUUUGCUGGUUGCCAUAUCAUCUGCUGGGUCUUUUCAAUAGAGAUAUUUUCAGCAACACCGCCGCAGUCAGGAAGUUUCGACGUGUUUUACGUUACGUCAGCACAACUCUAAUUCUUCUCAGUGGAUGGAUAAAUGUCAUUAUUUACGGUUACUUCAACGAAUGCUUUCGAAAAACCUUCCAUUUAUUAUUAAGAAAAGUCUUUAAUUGUUCACUUCGCUCGAAGAAAAACGUAACAGCCGCAUUUGUAAGUCAGCAAAAUACAUCUUCCAAUGAAUAAUAAAUCUUAGAUUAUCAUCGAUUAUCGUAGGUAAAGCUUUCAGAUUAUAUACUGUAUUUUAAAAUUUAUUACCACGUUUGAUCUAGAUAAAUACAACAGUAGAGUAAUUAAAAUAAAAAAAAUUGUAUUGGAUAUUACAUUAUCCAUGUCAGGUAACAUACUUAAACUUGAAAAAAUCUCCAGGUAAAUAAAUUAAUGUAAUAAAUGGUUAAUGAGUAAUCCAACGAGAAUAAUAAAUAAGUUUCAGUAAUAAAAUUAAUUAGUUCAGACCCUAAGGUUAAUUCGAUAGAAAG
Molecule: messenger RNA, 1241 nt
Organism: Centruroides sculpturatus (bark scorpion)
Lineage: Eukaryota; Metazoa; Arthropoda; Arachnida; Scorpiones; Buthidae
Product: QRFP-like peptide receptor
Exons: 2
Coding region: 1-948 (315 amino acids)
Biological process (GO): neuropeptide signaling pathway
Cellular component (GO): membrane
Molecular function (GO): neuropeptide receptor activity
Source: RefSeq, a predicted model, not a curated record